GCUGCGCUCUGUAUGAGCGCCCAAUCAGAGUGAGCCAGGUCACAGCAAAUGACCAGGAAGGAACGAUGGCUGCGAAGAAUGCAAAGAAUGGUUUGCUGGAAAAAUGGAGGAUUGAUGAAAAACCUGUGAAAAUUGACAAAUGGGAUGGUGCAGCUGUGAAAAAUUCUCUUGAUGAUGCAGCAAAGAAGGUACUCAUUGAGAAGUAUGGAUACGCUGAGAACUUCAACCUUGUCGAUGGACGUCUCUUCAUUUGCACCAUCUCUUGCCUUUUUGCCAUUGUAGCUUUGAUUUGGGACUAUCUACACCCUUUCCCAGAGUCCAAACCUGUCCUGGCAUGUUGUGUGAUUUCAUAUUUUAUAAUGAUGGGCAUCCUAACCUUGUAUACUUCCUACAAAGAGAAGAACAUCUUUCUCGUGGCCGUUCAAAAAGACCCAGCUGGCAUGGACCCUGACCACAUCUGGCAGCUUUCGUCCAGUCUUAAAAGGUUUGAUGACCAGUACACACUGAAGGCCUCCUUUACAGAUGGAAAAACCAAGCAGUCAAGGGAGACUGAGUUCACAAAGUCUGUUGGGGUGUUCUUUGAUGAAAAUGGAACAUUGAUGAUGGACCACUAUGAAAAGUGUGUUUCGCAGCUUCACGACACAUUGACAAGAGAAAAGAAAACUAAGUAAAGCUGAGGUGAAGUGUGAGCGUACAAGCAGUGUUGUGACCUCAACACACUAAUAAAGGCUGUAGUUGGGGUGGGAGGUUGUUCAGGCCUGUGUGUUUGAGAGGUUAUUCUUCAGCUUUGAAAUUGCAUAAAGAUCUUCAUGGUAUAUUUUGUUGCUUGUAUAUUCAUUGGUCCAAUUUUAUUUUCAGUAAGCAUCACUUUUAUAAAACAUUCAGUUUGAGUAAAUGUGUCUGACAUUCUUUGUUAAGGUGCAGUAAGACGAUUUUACAGAGGCUCCUUAUAUGAUAGAAUGGCGUGAUCUUCAUGUGUAGGGAGGGGCAGCAUAUUCGAUAGAACAUUGAAUAUGGUGCAUAAACAAACGUUGAACCAGGAUAGCAGUUGCUUUCCUUUGAUAAUCUGUAAUGUGCAUAGACAGUUUUUCUAUUUUCAUAGAACUGUAUUACCCAGUCUACAUCCAUGGAGUCUAUAGCUUGCUUUACACAGGGGUAGAUAGUGAUCUGCAGCUGAAUUCCUUUUUCCCCUUCAAAUUUUCUACAUAUGACACAACGCCUUUUUAAAGAUUGGAGUGAAUGUCUGAAACAAGUUUUCCUCCCUUUGAAGUUUUUACAUCUAAGAGACUCCUGGGCCUUACUGAAUAGGAUUACUCGCUCUGACAAUUGCAGAUAGAUAUUUUUUGUUAUGAAUUGUACUGUGUUUAUUUCUAUUGGCUAUAAAGGGCAAACAGUGAUAUAAAUUAUCCAUCCGUACUGUGCAGGCUGUGCAGUCCCUGUAGGUCUUUACAUUAUAGCAUAGUCUCAGGUUUAGUCUAGUGCAGGACUAAAUUGCUUUAAUAAGUGAUCCCUAAAGGAUCUAGUCCAGAGCAAACCCGUUCUUUCUGUUAAAACCAACCUUAUGUCUGAAACUGUACUUCAAAGCAUAAAAAGGUGUGAAGAUCGAUGCCCAGGAGCGCAUGCUUUUGGGGUUAGUGUUUAAACAGCGUAAUCACAAACACCAUAUUUUAUUUAUUUUGUAAUGGUUAAACUUGUACACCUAGGUAAAGUGUUU
This is a messenger RNA of Colossoma macropomum (tambaqui), 1714 nucleotides long. RefSeq names its product signal peptidase complex subunit 2 (gene spcs2). The transcript is spliced from 5 exons. Gene Ontology annotation, cellular component: membrane; signal peptidase complex. Gene Ontology annotation, biological process: protein targeting to ER. Lineage: Eukaryota; Metazoa; Chordata; Actinopteri; Characiformes; Serrasalmidae. The record is from RefSeq and is a predicted model, not a curated record. The coding region runs from base 66 to 671 and encodes 201 amino acids.